GUCUCAAAGAUGGUGGGGCGGCAGCUUGAAGAGUGAACGGCGCAUGCGUGGUGACGUCAGCCGUACCCUCUGACCUGGAAGCUGUUCCAUUGCCCCGGUUGCUGUCGCCCGUGAAGGAGCCGCCACCGCCGCCAUGUCGGACAACGAGGACAAUUUUGAUGGAGAUGAUUUCGACGAUGCCGAUGAAGAUGAGGGGAUGGAUGAUCUGGAUAACGUGGAGGAGGAGGACCGAGAGAAUGUGGAGAUUCUUCCUGCAGCAGAUGGCCAGCAGGCCAAUCAGAAAAGGAUCACAACGUCGUACAUGACCAAGUAUGAAAGAGCCCGAGUCCUGGGAACACGCGCUCUUCAAAUAGCGAUGUGUGCACCUGUCAUGGUGGAGUUGGAAGGGGAGACAGACCCUCUGCAGAUCGCAAUGAAAGAACUGAAAGCACGAAAAAUUCCAAUCAUUAUCCGAAGAUACCUGCCAGACGGAAGCUAUGAAGACUGGGGAGUGGAUGAGUUGAUAAUUACAGACUGACACAUGCUUGCUACUCGGGCACUUUGCACAUGUUUCCUGUAUUUAAAAACUUUUUUUGUUUUAUACUUUGCUUUUUUGUACAAUAAACAUUGAUUCCCAAUGA
Carcharodon carcharias (great white shark) is the source of this 620-nucleotide messenger RNA. It is a transcript of the gene polr2f, whose product is annotated as RNA polymerase II, I and III subunit F. Gene Ontology annotation, molecular function: DNA-directed RNA polymerase activity; DNA binding. NCBI's taxonomy places the organism in Eukaryota, Metazoa, Chordata, Chondrichthyes, Lamniformes, Lamnidae. Gene Ontology annotation, biological process: DNA-templated transcription. The transcript has 5 exons. The coding region runs from base 134 to 517 and encodes 127 amino acids. The record is from RefSeq and is a predicted model, not a curated record. Gene Ontology annotation, cellular component: RNA polymerase II, core complex; RNA polymerase III complex; nucleus.